GGCGCGUCACACUGGUCACUGCUGCCGAGAAUAAGCCGGUACUGCAGCUCGGGACGAGAGGCGCGGCCGAGGAGGACCCUAUUUUCCCCAAACUGGUUUCCGUCUGCACAAAUCGAGGGUGACCACAAAAUCCAGUCUACAGGGUGCAUCCACCAUGGCAAGAUCGUACUAUAUCUGAUCUGGGACCAGCUAAUGGAUUGCUCGUAACACAUAUCAACAAGAUGCAAGAUCUGCUGAGAGUACAAAUGAAGAAAAUACAGUCUAAAAAAGUGCAAACCACAGAAGAAUGGCUAAGAAACUACAGUGUAGAAUCCUUACAAUUGACAUUAAAGCAUCUGAUAAAUGAAGGCAAUAUUAUUUUGAAUUCAAGAAACGGUGUUGAAGAGAUAGAGUUGACAGAAGAGAUUGUUACCAAUUUUGAGUCCAGACUUUCUGAAGUGAUUGAACUUUACCAUCAGCGAAUUCAGUGGCUGUUGCAGAACAGCAGAAAGGUGUUUGGCCUUAUAAAGGGAACCAAAGUUGGACUUAUGGUUGAUGUGUCUCAUAUGAGUUACGGACCUAGACUACUGGAUUUUCAGAAGGACCUUUUGUGCUUAAUAGAUGAACAGCUAUGUUAUAAGAAGCAAUUGUACUGCCUCUCAUUCAGUACAGAAAUUUCACCUCUGUGGGAGAGUCCAAAAAACAUCAAUGUUCGUGUGCUACAGGAAGCGAGACAGUGGAUACAACAGCUGGAGCCUGGUCAAGGCUGCAAUUUGCUGAAAGCCUUAAAAGAUGUCCUUACGAUGAAAGAACUGAAUUCUCUGGUUCUUAUUGUAGGAAGCUGCCCUGAUCAGACUUUGGAAACAUUGUCUGACUACGCUCAGCAGCGUAUGCUGGGAAGAAAACUGCAGACUCACGCUGUUACAUAUGAUUGCAGCAAUCCUGCUUCACUUGCAGUUCUAAAGAACCUUGCAGAAGCUCUAAGAGGCUGUUAUCAUUGCUACUCUUCAAAAGGAGAGAAUUUUGAUAGCAGUGAUGUUCAUCUGCUGCUUCAGGAAGCCCAGAAGGCUAAAGACCUACUCAAGAGCAUCAAACAGAUUUUUCAAAGAAGAAUUGGUGGCUCACUUAUUAGUAGAAUAGCAGAUGUUUCCACAGAAUUUGCAGAUACAGCACCUUCCAGUUUCUUACCAAAGCCUCCAAAGCACAAAGGACCAUUAGUUAUUCAAUCACCAUGCGUCCUGGCCAAAACCUCGACAGACUGGUUAAAGACAAAUGGAUUGAAAGCUAAAAAGUUAAACCUUUAUCAAGUGUUGGCUCCCAAUGCCUUCUCUCCUGUGGAAGAAUUUGUACCUAUUCUUAAAAAAACAGUAUCAUCAACUCUACAUGAGAAAGCAAUGACGCAGUUCGAAUGGUAUGAUGGAACUGUGAAAAAUAUCCAUGUUGACCUGCCAGUAUUAUACAACUAUCAGAAGCUCCUUGCUAAAACGGUAAGAAUCUAUGAGAAACGAAUUGACUGGCUAUCUGUUGCUAGCAGAAGAAUAUGGGGAAGUGUUUGUGAAACAAGGGUUGUUAUACUACUUGAUAUAUCAGUGACAAACUCCACAUACAUCAUCCAUAUCCAGCAUUCUUUGCGACUUUUACUUGAGGAACAAAUGUCAAAUAAAGAUUACUUCAAUAUUAUAGCAUUUGGGAGUGAUGUUGUGCCUUGGCAGCUGGAAUUGGUUCCUUCCCAGCCAGAAAACUUAGAAAAUGCUUGGAGGUGGGUGUUGGGCUUGCAGUGCAAAGGGAGUAGAAACUUCAUGAGUGCUCUCAGGAGAGCUGUGGAAGUAGACUUCAAAGACAAAGAUAAACACAAAUCACAAGGACUUUACCUGCUGACUACUGGAAUACCUGAUCAGGAAACACACACAAUCAGUGCAUAUGUUUCUGAGGUUUGCAGAGGUUUUGAUUUGCAGCUUCAUGUCUGUCUGUUCAGUGUAAUGGAGGAUGUUGACUCCAGUAGGACUAUUCCAGCCCGCUGUGCUAACCCAACUGAAACUGCCGUUGCUUUUAAAGAAAUAGUACAGGCAGCCAAUGGGAGAUUUCAUUGGUUUGGAGAAGCAGGUAUUUUUGAAAGUGAUGAUAUCACUGUUAUUGUGUCUGAAAUGGAAAAAGCAAACAACUACUCCCAAAAGUGUGCAUUCCUAGCAGAAUCCUUGAAGCAACGUUCAGUAAAUCAGUCUGUUGGUCCAUUUAUACCAGAAGGAGACUCAAAUGUGCUUCUGAAGAAAGAGAAAAGAAAGCCACAGAAGUUGCUGUCCCCUAAACCCACAGCUCUUAGUCUGGCUAGAAUGUGUAUUAAGGACAACCACAGUGCAGAGAGAAAUGCUUCCAAAAGAGUACUGGCAUGGCGUCCUACUAGUGCUAAAGCAGAAAUUCCACCAGCACAAACAAUAAAAGAAUGGCCUCAGACUGAGAAUAAAAGAAAGCAUAAACCCAGGAAGCAGCCAGAGUUUUCUGCGUCAGUAUUUUAUACUGAUAAAGGAAGAAAUGUGGGUACAGUAUACCGAAAGUAUCCAAGGAUAAUGUGCAUAAGAAAGUCUGUUCCCUCUGUUACAUUGCCAAAAAAAGAGGAAAUCUGUUCAAGCAAGGAGUGGCUGACCAAGUACAGUAUUAAAAAGCUUAAACUGGAAUUGCCCAGACUGAUGUUUGGUCCAGGCUGUACUCACCAAAAGAAAACUGUGAAGUCUCUGCACAAGAAAGUAUCAGCAAAAUACUGUACAAUCUUCCCUAGUGUAGAAAUCAAUGGAGUUGUGAAACAUCUGCAGUUUCAACCUAAAGAACUUGAAAUCUACACUGAACAGCUGGAAAAAUUGUUGCAGCGGUACAUCGAAAGAAUACAGUGGCUUCUGUCAGGAAGCCGAAGAUUGUUUGGUACCAUUUUAGAAGCAAACGUCUGUGUUGUGAUUGAUACAUCUGGUUCCAUGGACCCAUAUUUGCCACAUAUCAUGAAAGAACUUACCUCACUUAUCUGGGAACAGCUGAGAAAAAAUGAAGUCAGGUUUAACCUGCUGAGAUUUGCAGAAGAUACAGAGAGUUGGAAGGAGUGUCUUGUAGAGGCAACUGAUGAAACCUGUCAUGAUGCUGUGCAGUGGGUGUCCAAAUUCCAUGCUUAUGGUAAUACGUGCAUCCUUAUGGCUUUAAAGAAGGCUCUCAGUUUCCAAGGUAUAGAGGCACUGUACGUAUUGACUGAUGGAAAACCAGACACCAGUGGCAGACUGAUUUUGAAAGAAAUUGAGGGAUUGAGAAAGAAACAAGAUAUUAAAAUCCACACCAUUUCUUUUAGCCGUACAGACAGAAGAGCUAAUGAAUUUCUGAAGAAGCUUGCUUCCCAAACAGGAGGGCGCUACCACCGCAGUUUUGGAGAUGCAGAUGAACAAUUAGCAGCACACAGAAUGCUGACAGAGGGGCUUGAUGAUGAAGAUGAUCCAGUUUUCCCUUACUUUGAAGGAGAUGAUUUAAAGAAACUUACUCAAGAAGCAGCAAAAGCUAGAAGUUUCUUAAAGCAGUCAAAGUCUUUGAGAACAAGAAUGUUCUGCCAAGUCUUCAGGUUAUUACUUAAAAAAUGGAAUAUAAACCAAAAGGACGAUUCUGGCUUUUAAAAAAGUGCUCAGGAUCAAAUUAUAGAUGAAGAAAAGAUGCUGAAGAGGUUUGGAGUGGUACAACUAGCCUGCUUCUUUUCAGAGUGUGCUUAAAGCUUCUAGCUUCAAGCGGAAAGAGGGAACAUGUAUUCUUUGUUGUCGCUGAACUUCUGGCAAGAGGAGUUACAAAUGAUAAGUGCUGCUGACUUAUUCCAUUUGCAGACUUUGCAGGACUCAAAGUAAAUCAAGCCCUGAACUCUCUGAAGUUUAAAUAUAAGUAGAGGAUAUUUCUUAAUAUAGCUAAUACAAAUUUUAAGUGUAAUGUAUUUCUAGUGUAAUUAGGAGUUAUACAGGAUCACAAUUUUUGCUUCUUUUCUAUUCUACUGCAUCAUACUAAUAAUUGCUUCAAUCGGUUGGUGGUAGGUCCGAGAUGUCUUUUUUUGGCAGUGGUCUGAGACUUCUUUGCUGGUGCUUAUUAUCCCUAGCAGAUGGGACAGAUGGCUGUGUUACUACAAAGAGAAUUCUGUAUGCCAGUUUUGCAUAGGCGGCCAAGAAAUAACCUUAGUGCAGAAAACAAAGCUUGGAAUGAAUGUGUUUGACAAAAGAAUUUGCUAAUAAUUAUUUUGCCUCUCUGCUUUCUAUGUUGGCAGUAGCGAAGGAUAUAGACUUGAUGAUUCAGAAAUCAUCAGACAUGUAAACAAGUAAUAUCUUAUUGCUGAUAAAGCCUGGUUAUGUUCUGCGUGACCAGACACUGCCAGUCUUCUAAGGAAUUCCAUUAAGUUCUUAUGUGUUUCCUGUCCUAGAGAGAUUAAAAAUAUGUUUGCCAGUACCAUAUAAGAAAAUCCAGUUUAUUGCAGCUAGCUUAAUGAGGCAUAUAUUUUUCCAGUUGAUUUAUUAAACACACUUCUUUUUUUUAAUGAGGAACUCUGUAAUGACAGCUCAUGAGUAUUUUGUAGGUGUUUACGGUUGUCUUUCAGAAGGUUAGGAAUUAAUCUCAGGUGAUUAAUGUAUGUAAUAUUUAAUGAAAAUGGAUUCAGACUUCAAAAUUCAGACACUUGACCUGAGUUUAUUCAGGAGCCAUUUUUAUCUCUUGAGUGCCAGCUGAUGGGAAUGACUGGAUACACUGAUAUGGGAGAUAGUAUCUUUUCUGUCCUUCCGUCUGUUUUGUCUCCAUAAAAAAAUAAAAAUUAUUUCUAUCAUAAAAGUCUCUUUGGUGUUGUAUGCUCUGCAGCAGCUGUCUCCUGCAUUCUACCAGCCUGCUGUGGAAUACUGCAGUUAAAAUGGUGUUUUGUGCUAUGCCUCACUUUCUGCGAUUUUAUUAGUAUGUGUGUUGGUAUAUGUGUAACUGCUGAGAUGCUUUGAUAUGAAAAUGUUAAUUGUAAAUGAAUGGGAUUAGUUACAUUUUUAUUUGGGAUAUAUAAAUAUUAGAUGAUGAUCGCUCAUAAGAUGAGUGGAUUUGUACUAAUAGAAAUGUUAGAACAUUAAAUCCAGGUGGAAAGGAUAGGUUUAUGUAUUGCCGGAAAGAGAUUCUUAUUUAUUGCUUGGAGGAUAAAAAAGUCACAAUACUGUAGCAUAGAUUCUGAUAUUCUUAUAAAAGUCCUUUAAAAGAACCUUAAAAGGAAAUAUAUUUGUGCAGGUACAUUAAAUUAUAUUAGAGACUUUUUGUGAAAUAAGAUAGUAAUGUGCAAGUCAGAUUUUGCAAAUGUGGGUAAGCAUCAGAGUAUUUCAGUGUGUUAGAUUGCAAUCUGUUACACCUCCCAUUUACAGCCUUGGUUUUUCCCUGUAUAGUAUUUGGCAUUCAGAGAUUUUGCUCAUUCAAAACUAUUCCGUUUACGCUGUGUCUCUAUAGACUGAUUGUCCAUGGAUCUAUGUAACCCUAAAUUCACAGCAACCUACACUAAUACUCAUCUCAUCACUCAGUAGUUUGGUUUGGUUUAGACUGGUCACUUGUUUCCCUGGGCAGAGCAUAGCAAGUUUCUCUGGUUCUCUUGAGCGUGCUCCCAGGCUUAAAGUAGGCGUUAGGAAUUCAGGAGUCUUCUCUUUGCUGGUGGUGGUGGAGCUAAGGGUUUCUAAGUCUCCUGUUCAAGAAAAAUGCAACUGAAAAGUAAGGAACAAAUGUUGACGUUAGAAUUUGUGUAACCACAGAAGCUAUAAAAUAGUCAUGUGUUACAGUAUUUAGCCAUUGCAUCCCAUCCAACUUCACUACUUUUGUAAGUGUUUUCAGGCUGUGCAGCCUCUCUCGGUGCUCCCGAAGCCUUGUUGUCUUGCAGGCUGCUCUGCUCGGAGCAGCUCCUUCCUUUAGUUUCUGUCUCCUGCCUGUUACCUACCUGGAAACGCCCGUCCUACCUGCUCCCAUCAAUCCGAGGGCUACUUAGUCAGGAAGACAUUUUAAGGAGAUGGUUCAGCUGUGGUGACCUGAUCAAUCAAGUGCUCUGUUAAUGACGUUUCAGUGUUGAACUGUCAGGUAUAUGUCAUUUGCUUUCCUGGUUUAUUGUUCCUGGAAUGCAAUUUACUGUAUUCAAGACAUAAUAAAAGAGGAGUUUUAUAAUU
Chroicocephalus ridibundus (black-headed gull) is the source of this 6149-nucleotide messenger RNA. It is a transcript of the gene VWA3A, whose product is annotated as von Willebrand factor A domain containing 3A. The record is from RefSeq and is a predicted model, not a curated record. Lineage: Eukaryota; Metazoa; Chordata; Aves; Charadriiformes; Laridae. The transcript has 34 exons. The coding region runs from base 222 to 3620 and encodes 1132 amino acids.